AGCGAAGAACCGCUGCCUCUGCUCGACUGGGCCAAGCUGCUUGCCAAGGGCGACGAAGAGACGAAGAAGCGUUGGGCCUCUCUCGCGCCGAUAGUGAAAAACUUUUACGUUGAAGAUCCUCGAGUUGCCUGCAUGCCCACGGCGGAGGCGGCAGCCUUCAGGACAGAAAACAAUAACAUAGUCGUCAAGUAUUUGGGCCCGGGAGGCGAGCCGCCAUCAGACGUGGCAACCAAUCCCGUGAGAACGUUUGAGGAGGCGUUUUCGAACUACCCGGAAAUCUUGGACGAGAUCUACAAGAACAAGUUCGAGAAGCCGUCCCCGAUUCAGAGUCAGGCGGGGCCGAUACUGCUUCAAGGUCAUGACCUGAUCGGGAUCGCGCAGACGGGUACGGGAAAGACGCUGUCAUUCCUGCUGCCGGCCAUGAUUCACAUCGACAGCCAGCCCGUUCCGAGGGAGGAGAGGAAAGGUCCUUCCUGCCUGAUUUUCGCUCCGACGCGCGAGCUUGCUCAGCAAAUCGAGCGCGAAGCGAAGAAGUACAACUACCGAGGCAUCAGGUGUGUGUGCGUCUACGGGAGCGGCAGUCGCAGGGAGCAGAUGCAGACCGUCAACCUCGGCGUCGAGAUUGUCAUCGCAACUCCCGGACGCCUCAACGACCUCGUCAUGAACAAGAUCAUUGAUCUGAACUUCGUCACUUUUCUGGUGCUGGACGAAGCGGAUCGCAUGCUGGACAUGGGCUUAGAGAUACAGAUCAAGAAGGUGAUGCUGGACAUCAGGCCUGACCGGCAGACGGUCAUGACCAGUGCAACCUGGCCAGAAGGUGUGCCUCGCCUUUCUGACCAGUACAUGACAAACCCGUUCCAGGUGUUCAUCGGUACCAUGGACCUAGCCGCAGUGCACACAGUGACCCAGAAGGUCAUCCUCUGCGAGGAGGAGGAGGAGAAGAGAGACCAGCUUCUGGCAUUCUUCGACUCUAUGCUACCCGACGACAAGGUGAUAGUCUUCGUCGACAGGAAGGCAACGGUGGACCACCUGACGAGCGACUUUGUCCUAGCUGGCAUCAACUGCGAUUCCAUUCAUGGGUCUAGGGAACAGUGCGACCACGAACAAGCAUUGGAGGAUCUACGGAGUGGCCGAGUGCGCACCUUGAUUGCCACAGAUGUCGCUGCACGGGGGUUGGACAUCAAAGACUUGACGCACAUCUUCAACUACGACUUCCCUCGCAACGUGGAAGAGUACGUCCACCGUGUCGGCCGCACGGGUCGAGCUGGCCGUACAGGAGUGGCCAUCACGCUCAUAACUCGUGGCAACUGGAGGCAGGCCCGUGAGCUGAUCAGUAUCCUGGAGGAGGCCAGCCAAGAGGUCCCAACCGAACUCUACGCGAUGGCCGACCGUUUCGACGCCUGGAAGGAGCGACGUGCCGAGGAAGAGCGCAGCUUUGGCGUUGACCGAGGUAGCCGUGGCGGUGGAUUCCGCCAAGGAGGAAGAGGUGGUUGGGGUGGCGGGGGUGGUCGCAACCGUUGGUGAAAGAACAGUAGCUGUGAUUUGGUUGCGAUAAGUUCAUUGUAAAUCAGCGUCAUGCAGCAUGUGCCAUCACACCACUGUGCAAUGUUGUUUUCUAUUUGUCUUUACAGUUAUGUUUUUUACGUGCAAGUGACAAUAAACAUUUGAUGCACCUUGUAUGCCUCUUUAGCCUCUUUAUUAGGUCAGAGUUCUACAUAGGCUCGGAAGAAAGCUCACCAUGCUCACUGAUUCAUAGCUUGUGGUUGUUUGUGCCACCAUGUGCCAUUUUGUGCGUGGAGAGAGUGCAUUGUGGUUUCUAUUUCAGAAAAAAAGUUUGGUGUUAAACUAACAUAAGGCCUCUUCAAAAGGCAAGUUUUAAUCAAAAAUGGAGCCACUUGUGAGCGAUGAUCGGUAAGGGUUGCAGUGUAAUGUAAAAAUAGUUUGAGCUCCUUAUAAAUUUAAGGUAAUGGUUUAG
This is a messenger RNA of Rhipicephalus sanguineus (brown dog tick), 1975 nucleotides long. Its product is annotated as probable ATP-dependent RNA helicase DDX43. Bases 133 to 1524 code for a protein of 463 amino acids. Gene Ontology annotation, molecular function: RNA helicase activity; RNA binding; ATP binding. Lineage: Eukaryota; Metazoa; Arthropoda; Arachnida; Ixodida; Ixodidae. The transcript has 2 exons. The record is from RefSeq and is a predicted model, not a curated record.